Molecule: messenger RNA, 939 nt
Organism: Suhomyces tanzawaensis NRRL Y-17324
Lineage: Eukaryota; Fungi; Ascomycota; Pichiomycetes; Serinales; Debaryomycetaceae
Exons: 1
Coding region: 137-673 (178 amino acids)
Source: RefSeq, a predicted model, not a curated record
UUCGACUGUAGUGGUUGGCUCUAUAACUGGGACUGCUUAUGCGCAAAACAGAAGAUGAUGAAGCUAUAUUAGCAACUCUUCAGAAAAUAAAAUUUUCUUCGCGGUACCACCGCUCCGUACCGACAGCUCCGAGCAAAUGGUACCGGGCGGUUCCGAAGCGAAUUGCCUGACAUUGACCCCUCGAUACUACAGCGGCCCCAGCAGGUGGACCCGCCACCACCAACUGUCCCCCAUCAGCUCCACACCUCACGUGACACCGCUGGCCAACUCCCUGGUUGCCUGGGUGAUCGUGCUCGUCAUGGCUACUGCCCCUAAUCCCUUCCAGAGGGUUCUGUCGCCCGCACCGCACGUGAAAUGCUCGUCCCAGCAUAUCCUGGCGGGAGCUGCCAGGGCCGAAAAACCGCUGGGCCCGCGCACCACGACUCAGCAACCAUCUCCAGCAACUCGUAGGGACACCUCCCGCCAGCCACUGCCACCGGAGGGCCUCAUUCCGCGGCAACCAUGCCAGCACCCCCACGCCUGUAGAAACCGGCAGAACCUGGUAGAAUACCCCCAGCCCCUCUAUAUCUGCCUCUAUCUCUGGCUCUGUUCUGGCACUCAUCCCUGGCUCUGGCCUUAUCGUGCGUCUAACGUUUUUUCUCAAUCCCAGGCCCAAAUCACCACCAUAUGUUAGCCAAAUUGUGACUGAGUUUUUACACCUAUUCCUGGCCCAGCAGCUCUAGUCCCGACCCCCGCUGAACCCAUCGUCCCGAUACCCCCGACAGCACCCACUGCUGCCAGCACCACCAGCACCACCACCCAUUCAGAGACUCCGAUAUUCCCGAUAUUCCCGAGAUCACCACCAAUCCACCAACAUGACCACCACCGUCCCAUUGAUAUACUCGUUCACCGAGUUCGUGGGCGUCGCCGACGCAGUGGCUGACCAUGUGAUCAGCGCCC